AUGAAUCUAAUGUUGGAAACGCCGAGAUACAUGUGUCGGAAAUGCACAAGUCAUCUGUUGCGCCAAUAUUCCACAUCUUUCAUCCGACAAGUGAGAGCAUCUGAAAGCGCCUCCAAUCCAAUAGUGCAGGCAGCUCAAUUGCAAAAUAGGAAGUACUCAAGGCCACAUCUUCGUGGAAAGCUUCAUCCAAACUUCCCUGGGAUUUCGCGACUACAUACAAGCGAUCACAAUGACAAUGUGGAAGCAAACAUUGUAGAGACAAGACCAAGAGGCCGCAUAAGACCUGGACGACCACGGCGAAUUGAAACGAUUGUGAGAACAGACACUACGUCAGUAGAGUCGCCCGAAGAUGUCGAGAGGAAUCUACAAAGGCCCUUGCCAAGGACUCGGUCACAGAAUGCCAUCGAAGUACUUAUACCAAGCAUGCCAUCUGCACCUAUAGGCUCAAUGCCAAAGCCAAUGGCCGCACCACUACUCAUACCUGAACUAUCUACAGUUCAGAGCAAGAAUCGUCCAGAAGACUUCAACUGGUAUUGGGAGUCCUUCCCACCUACCAUCAACGAUAAAGUGCUCGCCAACCGCUUCUUCACGAACCAUGGCAAGGACGCCACGCUCCUGCGAAGUGUAGCGCAGUUCCGCAUGUUUCCUGAAUCUGACGUUCCAGAAGUUGCCUUUGUUGGCCGCAGCAAUGUUGGAAAAUCCAGCCUGCUGAAUGCUGUGGUCGGUGCAGACGUCAAAAGCUUGCUAGCACGCACUUCAUCGACACCGGGCUUCACCAAGACGAUGAACCUUUACGGCGUAGGUUCUGGAAAUGGCAUUGUACUCAAAAAGCAGCCCGACGGUCGUGACAAGAUUAUUGGGAGAAGUGGUCUGGUAAUUGUAGACAUGCCUGGUUACGGUGAAGGAUCGCUGUCCUCUUGGGGUGUCGAGAUCAUGAAGUACAUCCAGUCGCGCAAACAACUCCGUCGUGUCUUUGUUCUUCUUGAUGCUCAACAUGGUAUUAAGGAUAAGGAUCGCUCGCUUCUUGCGACUCUGCGUCUUACAGGUGUCAGCCAUCAGGUCAUCCUUUCCAAGUUGGACAAAAUAUAUAUACCCAAAGCGAAGGAAAUUAAGCAUUUCAACGGAAAGUCGGUGGGUAAGCUAAAGCCUAAGGGUACGCUACAGGGAUUGCGAGAGGCAAUGGAGAAGUUGAAAGUUGACAUCAAGCCACCGGUUGGCGGAGGGGCGCUUGGAGAAAUAUUGGGAUGUAGUGCGGAGACUGUCGUCGAUGGCAAGAGGUUAGGCAUUGAUCAUGUGAGAUAUGCAGUGCUGAAAGCUGCUGGGUUGGAGUCAAGGGGGAAGAAGCUCAUUCUUGAUAAUGAGAACUGA
This is a messenger RNA of Plenodomus lingam JN3, 1368 nucleotides long. RefSeq lists its product as uncharacterized. The record is from RefSeq and is a predicted model, not a curated record. Lineage: Eukaryota; Fungi; Ascomycota; Dothideomycetes; Pleosporales; Leptosphaeriaceae. Gene Ontology annotation, molecular function: GTP binding. Gene Ontology annotation, cellular component: mitochondrion.